AUGAAACCAAAAAGCAAACAAGUCUCCCCACGUGCCCAGGACGCCUUGAAGAGAGGGUACAAUCAGAAAGAAAUUGACUACCUAUUCAAUUCUAUAGUACUACCUAACAUCUCAUACGGGCUUGCAGUGUGUGGAGCGGCUAAAGCUGAACGACCAACGAUCCAGCGUUUUCUGGAUAGAUGUAAGAAGCGUAGGUACAUCUUGCAUAGCAUUGAUAUCCACGAUCUUUCAGAAAAACACGAUAAAAAAAUACGCACUAAAGUUAUUGGCUUAGAGGGUCACGUCACCCACUUUAUGACAUGUUACCACCUUAGACGAAAAUCAACAGUGAAACCUACAGUAAACACGACGCGCUUUAUGUGUUCUUUUGCCAACCGCCAAAUUUUUAAAGAC
Porites evermanni is the source of this 393-nucleotide messenger RNA. NCBI's taxonomy places the organism in Eukaryota, Metazoa, Cnidaria, Anthozoa, Scleractinia, Poritidae. The record is from the annotation of a GenBank genome assembly.